This is a messenger RNA of Closterium sp. NIES-65, 861 nucleotides long. The record is from the annotation of a GenBank genome assembly. NCBI's taxonomy places the organism in Eukaryota, Viridiplantae, Streptophyta, Zygnematophyceae, Desmidiales, Closteriaceae.
AUGGGCCAAGAUCAUCCCGUCACGAUACCCUAUCCGGCUUUCCCUCCAUCAGCGCAAUCAGCGCUCAGCAAGCUUCUCGUACCGGGCUUCAAGUUGCAGCUAGACGCGUGGCCGUUAUACAAAGCUAACCUCUCCUUAAUGCUGGGCUACAAAAAGGACGACAUUGACGUGCCAAAUACUAUCUCGCCAAUCGACCCGGCCUACACAUCCGACCUAACCGAGCUAGUUUUCGUGUAUGUCAAGAUCACGAUGCAGGACACAAACCCGUCGUCAUCGCCGCUUGCACCGUCUGCGAAUUGGCCGUUUGCUGCGCGGAACCCGCCUGUGCAUUCCUUCACGGCGAGCUUCUUCCCGUCGGUUAUUUGCCUUCAGGGUUACCCUGUCACAGAGCCUAUUCCCCCACCUCCUCCGCCUCCCGCGGGGGGGAGCAAUGUUGGGGUGUUUAUAGGCGUGGGCGUGGCGCUCGGGGUGCUACUGUUGGCGGCUAUUGCGGGCGUGCUAUACGUCUGGCUGGUGCGGCGGCAGCAGAGGGAGCAGGGGGAUAGGAACCUGGACAGGGGCCGUGCGGCUGUGUUUGCUGCAAUGCACUCUGCAAAUAAGAACCGCUGGUGGUUUGGCGGAAAGGGGAGUGGAGUGGGGGGGAGUUUGCGGAGUAAGGGGAGCAAGGGGGAGUUGACGAGCAAGCGGAGUGAAGGGGAUACUGGUGCGGAGAAGGAUAGUAAGGAGCUAGGGGAUGUGGGGAGUGCGGAGAGCGGCAAGCUGGUUGAUGGAAAUAUGAUGCAAGGGAUUUCGAGUGAAGUUUUCACAAGGGAGAGCUCGUUAGGUGAGGGCGUCGGUGGAGAUAUCAGAGAAGGGAGAUAG